CAGUUAAUCAGAUCUGUUAUUAUUUGUUCAGCUCCCGGGGAAUACAGUUCACAAAAUUUUGGUUUUUACUUUUUGGAAAAUAUUAUAUACAAAAACAAAUAACAAACAAAAGUUUUUCAAAAUUCAACGAACCCAAAAAGCUGCAGUGAUAGUCCCUGAACAAGAAAAAUGAAUGUGGCAAAGAGUCUGAAGCAGUGCGCGCGUGCUAUGCGGCAGCGCGGCUGGCGAAGAAUACCGCAGGAUAUUCAGGUGGGUUGUGUAGGUUUGGAUCAGCGGCGCAAUUAUCAGGAUGAUUCCCACGACUGGUCGUCGAAGCGGGGCGAGGAUGCGGGUGUGCAGAUGAAGAAUGUGUAUGGUGAGGACAGGCGUUUCGAUCCGCGUUACGAUGAUCGCCACUACAAGAGCUACUAUCGCGGUGAAAACUACGAUAUGGUUGAUGGUAGCACAAAGAGCGUACCCAGCAGUCCCAAGGAUCCAGAAUCAAGACGUCGCAUCACGCAAGACACAAUGGAUCAUCAGCGACGCCAGGAGCGCAUCAUUCAAGAAAACAAAAUCAGGUGGCAGCAACGUUCAGAGCCUAAAACGCCUGUGUCGCAAUACACACACCACACAUUUUUCUCCGCUGAAAAUCCUCGCAAGCCUAGCAAGCAGGAAAGCGAGGACCAGACUGCCGAGGAAUACAGUCGUCGUCGUCGCCAGCAGCGCCUGAAGGAGGCGAAGGAACAGGAGCGCGAGUUGCGCGAAUCGCGCAAGGGCUAUAAAAUACCCAAAUCUGAGGAUGAGCAAGGUCCACCUGAGAAUUUGGAUACCCGUUAUGCUAGCGAGGCUUGGCUGGAGAAACGCGAUCAGGAGGAUGAGGCCCAAUACUGGCACACCUGGACCACUUGCCCCGAAGAGCGCCGAGGUAAAGAAAUGGCGAAGCACGAAGCUGCUGAAGACGAGGAGGAUGAAGGUGCACCCAAAUACAACCCCAGCGAGCGUCGCGGUUUCGUUAAGCCGACUCUGCCCUAUGACAGCAGUGUGCGCCGCUUUCAGACCCACUCCUUGCAGCUGGCUGAGAAUGACGUGCCACCCAUGGAGCCGCCACAGCAUGCUGCUAAGGAUCAAGGACAACCUAAGCGCCGUCGGCCCAGUGGGAUGGAGAAGCAAUUUCUGCUGGCCCGGGAUUUCAAUCGUUUGAAUUUCGUUAAAGAUGAUACCACCAAUCGACCAUCAUCCUUGUUGCAGUCGCACGUGUUCAAUUUGCCAAGGACGGUCUAUGCCGAGGAGAAGCGUCGAGAAGAGCUGAAGGAUAUCGAGCUGCCCGAGCAGCCGCCGCGCAGAAAGCUAGCCUGGCAGGGCCUGCCACGACCUGUCUACAAGCGGUUUGAUGGCGUCAAUCGCGCAAUUGCUCGCAACGAUCAGGUCCAGCGCAAGAAAUGUAGAAAGUGCGUGGAGCCUCCACGUUUCCGGAUGACCGUCAAAAGCAAAACGCUGAGCCGCAAGCCAACGCCCAUUGAUAGCUUUUCCAGCUUGUUGGCUGUCAGCACAAACUACACACCGCACAGCGAAUACACUGGCUACGGCCGUCAGACUGUCUGCGAUGCUUGGCAAAACUUCACUAAUGUGCAUAACCUAAAGCCAAUUUACUGAAGAGCCCGGGGAUAAAGUGAUGGGUAUUUUAACAGCGCGGUUAGAAAUGAUAAACAAACAACAGGUAGAAAGAUUAUUAAUUGUGAUAGUUUAUACUUGAAUCAACGAUUUAUCGAAGUUUGUAGUGUCAUUUCAACGAUUAUAAAAUUUAUUUGCGUAUGGAGAAAUAAAUUUAAACGUUGCACUUUUGGGAAACCGAAAUUGUGUACAAAUUCUCUGUAUGAAUUUGAA
Molecule: messenger RNA, 1863 nt
Organism: Drosophila virilis
Lineage: Eukaryota; Metazoa; Arthropoda; Insecta; Diptera; Drosophilidae
Source: RefSeq, a predicted model, not a curated record